Messenger RNA from Onychomys torridus (southern grasshopper mouse), 1128 nucleotides. RefSeq names its product cyclin dependent kinase 15 (gene Cdk15). The record is from RefSeq and is a predicted model, not a curated record. The coding region runs from base 100 to 1128 and encodes 342 amino acids. Gene Ontology annotation, biological process: protein phosphorylation. The transcript has 10 exons. NCBI's taxonomy places the organism in Eukaryota, Metazoa, Chordata, Mammalia, Rodentia, Cricetidae. Gene Ontology annotation, molecular function: cyclin binding; cyclin-dependent protein serine/threonine kinase activity; ATP binding. Gene Ontology annotation, cellular component: cytoplasm; nucleus; cytosol.
CCACUCUGCUGACCUCUGGCAAAAAGGGAGCGAAUGAGGACCGGAGAGGCAGAUGGGGAGAGGUUCAAGUGCGGGUUUUCUCCUUGAACCUGGACUAUUAUGGGUCAGGAGCUGUGUGCAAAGAGGCUACAGCCAGGAUGCAGUUGCUACCGUUCCGAGGCAGGGGAGGCGCACAGCUGGCAGAGAAGCCAGCCUGGGAACGCCGAGGCUGCUGCGUUGGAGCUCACGGAACUAAAAGGAGCAUCGUGUUCAAUGUCUUCAUUUCACCCCAGGGGACUCCAGGCUGGCGGUGGCCAGAAGUUGGAGAGUAAAAGGCCACGGAGUAACAGUGAUUCUUUUCAGGAAGAGAAUCUGAGGCAGGGGUUGCCAUGGCAGAAGAAAAGCCCCCCUUUUGGAGCAGCCUCAUCUUAUUUGAACUUGGAGAAGCUGGGUGAAGGUUCUUAUGCCAAAGUUUACAAGGGGAUUAGCAGGAUAAACGGACAACUAGUAGCUCUGAAGGUCAUCAGCAUGAAUGCAGAGGAGGGUGUCCCUUUCACAGCCAUCCGGGAAGCCUCUCUGCUGAAGGGUUUGAAGCACGCCAAUAUUGUCCUUCUGCAUGACAUUGUUCACACCAAAGAGACUCUGACGUUCGUGUUUGAAUACAUGCACACAGACCUGGCGCAAUACAUGUCUCGGCAUCCUGGAGGGCUUCAUCCGCACAACGUCAGGCUUCUGCGGGGCCUGGCGUACAUCCACCACCAGCACGUUCUUCACAGGGACCUGAAACCUCAGAACCUGCUCAUCAGUCACCUGGGAGAGCUCAAAUUGGCUGAUUUUGGCCUUGCUCGAGCCAAGUCCAUCCCCAGCCAGACAUACUCCUCAGAAGUGGUGACACUCUGGUACCGGCCACCUGACGCUUUGCUGGGAGCCACUGAGUACUCCUCUGAGCUAGACAUAUGGGGUGCAGGCUGCAUCUUUAUUGAAAUGUUCCAGGGUCAACCUUUGUUUCCUGGGGUUUCCAACAUCCUGGAACAGCUGGAGAAGAUCUGGGAGAUACUGGGAGUCCCUACGGAGGAUACCUGGCCUGGAGUCUCCAAGCUGCCUAACUACAAUCCAGGUAAUAUUGAGCUAAGAGUCGAAACGUUCUGA